UCCAAAGCUCUUUUAUGGAGCAGCUGUGCUGAUGGAGCAGGUCAGUGACUCAGGGCUCAUUUCCAGCUCUGCAGGCGAACGCAAUGCGGACUCUCAGUCCGGCAGCGUGCCAGCAAAGAUCAUCCAAAUUCCAUUUAGUGAAAAGUCAAGUUAUUUUUCCGCCACAAGCCUCAUCACAGCGGACAUAUUCGAAGCCAGAGGUCAGCGUGUGUGCAAGGCGGUAAAAGGCAGGCCAUGUUACAAGCUGGCUUAUUUCUCUGAGCUCCGGCGGCGGCUGAACUUUGUUGAGGCCGAACUCGCCUGCAGACGGGACGGGGGACAGCUGCUGAGCGUGGAGUCGGCAGCCGAGCAGAAGAUCAUAGAGCAGCUCAUCACAGACCUCCGUACCACUGAUGGAGACUUCUGGAUCGGCCUCCGCCGUAACCACGGCGACGAAGAAAGCAGCUCGGACUGCUCCUCACAGUACUACUGGCUGGACGGCAGCAAGUCCACGUUUAGGAAAUGGCAUCAGGAUGAGCCAUCAUGCGGCUAUGAGGUGUGUGUGGUAAUGUAUCACCAACCCUCGGCUCCUCCCGGUCUGGGAGGACUCUACAUGUUCCAGUGGAACGACGACAACUGUGAAACCAAGAACAACUUCAUCUGCAAAUACACAGCAGAGAGACCACCGGAACCGUCCCCUUCUCCCAACUCCACGCAAACAGAUAAUUUCCCUUCAUCCGCCCUGCCGUGGAAUCCAAUUGACCACAACCAGGACAGGAGUACAGCGCUUAGAUGGAUUUACAUCAUCACUCCCACCGUUUCCCUGAUUCUGCUGUUACUGACAGCGAUCGGAGUCUGCUGCUUCAAACUGCUAUCCAGACGAAACAGGAAACAACAGAAAUCCGAAGUGUGCCAGACGGAACCGGGGCUUUGCCCCGACCCGGCUCCGGAUGACGUCUACAAAGUCAUUCACUCCCAGAAGGACGACGACCUGCUCUCAGCUCGCCCGCAGACCAAGAACACCUCUUUCCUUUGCUCUUCCCCCGACACUCCGACCGGCGACUACGACAACCUGGGCGGCCGCGACACCGAGAGCGGCUUCGUGACCCUCGCCAGCACGGAGAGCGGCUUCCUCAACUUUGACCUCAACGACCUCAGCCUCGGGCGUCACGCCACCCGCGACUUCUGCAACGCCAGCCUGGGCCGCUCCGGAAAGAGGGACUUGAAUGGCGGCAGUCUGUGCGGCAGCGGGCACAGGGAGCUUUAUGACAGGAGCCUGGGCCGCCGCACGACAAAGAGUGAGCACUACGGCAGCAGUUUGUACGGCGACCACGGCCUCUAUGACGGCAGCGUCAGGGGAUUGAGUGACCUCUACGAUCAAAAACUCAGAGCUGGAGGGGCCGCGGUAAAAGCCGACCUCUAUCAGACGUACAUCACCAACGGCAAAGAAGACGCUUACCGGACCAACCUCGGAACCUGCGGAAACCGGAAAUCCUACCAAGCUAAUGUGGAUUUCUGCAGAACCGGACUGCAGGUCGACGUCGGAAGGAGAUACUUCAACGAACAAGACUGGAUCAACAGAGAAAGCUACUGAUCCUUUGACCAGUACACAGAAGUGUACGUGUGAUUGAGGACAGGGACAACAGAACUGUGCACGUACGUCAAUUAUUUCUUUAUAUAUAUAUAUAUAUAUUAGGGCAGUUAGUUUGAACAGAAAAUGAUCUUAUUAGUAAAUCACUCCCUAUAAGUUACACAAAAAAUGAACACAUUUAGCUCAUGUUCAAGAAUCUCCAAUCAUUUUUCUUCAUGUCAAGCCAUGCUGAUAGUUAGGGGCUCGAAUUACACACACUUUGUGUCAUCUCCCCCCCGAUUUCUACCUACAACCCAAUUAAAUGGAGGUGACUGGACUGAAGAAGGGCCUUCACAUGGUUGGGUGAACUGUUUCUGCAUAGCAGGCCACUUCAAAUCAAAGUCCAUUCCCCCCGCUUCUGUAUUGUGGAGGUGAAUUGACACUUGGAUUGGAUAUUAAAUAUCAAUAUAUUUGCCACCGCAAAUCAAAACUCGUUUAAGCGUCUCGGGGGAAAUGCUGCAGCACACGGUGGGAAAACAAGUUGUACAAAGCCUUCAGUAGCGCCAAAAGGCAGCAGACACAUCAAACGACGUCGCUCGAGUCAGUGUCGCCUGUUGAGUUCCAAAGAAAAAGAGUUUAUCGGACGUAAUUAGCCGUUCGCGAUACAUGGUUUGCAACGUAGGCCCCAUGUGUUGGCCAUUAAGAAAAGUGGAGGUUGAAAAAUAAAAGAAUAUCUCUGGGUCUACUGCACUGAUAUCAAUAGGGAUUUGUGUGUGUGUUAUUGUCUAAUACAAAGUUAUUGGAGACAUCUUUUAACUCCACAGGUCUCUGCCUCAAGGCUAAAUAAUGUAUCUGAACCUUUACGGUCAAUGUUUUGCUCGAACUGUGCUUUCACAAAAUGGACUGAUUGACCCACUGACUGAAUGAUGAGUGACGUUCUGCAGCAGGCUGUUUGCAUGUCGUUGUCACGCUGCCCCUGCCUGGUAACUUAUGUCCGCUGUGCCUGAAAAUAAAAAAAAGUUUACCUGAUUUAAACAGGCCACCUCAAAGACAAAAUAUACAAUAUAUCAGUACUGCUUGAGGGAGUCAGUGUUGAAUAUUUUGUGUCUACUGUAAGUAUGUUUUCACUAGAC
Molecule: messenger RNA, 2682 nt
Organism: Pungitius pungitius (ninespine stickleback)
Lineage: Eukaryota; Metazoa; Chordata; Actinopteri; Perciformes; Gasterosteidae
Gene: layna
Product: layilin a
Molecular function (GO): hyaluronic acid binding
Source: RefSeq, a predicted model, not a curated record